AUGGAGAGGCAGCCCAGCGGGGCGCUCUCGGACAGGACGGCGGCCGCUGUUAAGCCCCCGAGGCUCCGAGGGACCAUCGUUCAGCAUGACAAAGUGCCGGGGUCCUCGGAGGACUGCCAGGACACCGCUGUGGACUCCACCAUACAAUCCUCCGCCUGCAUGCUGACGUGCGUGCGUGUGUGUGUCUCUUGUUCUUUCUCUCCAGGGCUGCUGAUCGGCUCGGGUUGUGCCCUCUACCCCCUGGGCUGGGACAGUGAGGAGGUUCGACAGACCUGCAACAACAGCUCGGACCAGUUCCAACUGGGGUCGUGUCAGAUCGGCUGGGCGUACUACUGCACCGGGGCCGGGGCGGCCAUGGCCAUGCUGCUCUGCACCUGGCUGGCCUGCUUCGCCGGGAAGAAACAGAAGCAGUACCCGUACUAGAGAGGCGGCCCCGGGUCCAGAAUGACGGACCCAAACGCUUCCAGAUUGGAGAGAGAGAGAGAGAGAGAGAGAGAGAGAGAGAGAGAGAGAGAGAGAGAGAGAGAGAGAGAGAGAGAGAGAGAGAGAGAGAGAGAGAGGGAGAGAGAUCUCGGCUUCCUAGGACCCCGUAACAGAACCGUAUAGCACAGCGAGGCCCCCCCGCAGCACAGAACCCACCGGAACCCCAGGCGCCAUGGCAACACCGUUACCCCUGGCAACAGCCGGGACAACCCCUGGAUACGGUUCCCUUGACAACCCUGGAACUCUUUCACAGUGUAGCCCAAGUUAACGGUACACUCUGUAUCCCUGAAAACCACUUGGACAACCCCUUAUCACCGUUUCUCGGGGAACCGCGGGACUGUGUCACGGUGCAAUGUACUGUAAAUACACUCAGUUACCCUGGCAACUACUGGGACAACCCCUUGAUAACGUAUCCCUGGCAACCCCAGGGACUGUUUAACAGCGUAUCAUAAAUACACAAUACACAUCUUUUCCCUGACUGUACCCUGACACCGUUCCCAUGACAACCCCAUGGUACCGUUUCAUAGUGUAGCGUAAAUACACUAGCUUUACAAAACAGGUACGACUCCUGAGGUUUCUUUUUCUAAAGAAAAACAGAAAAAAAUAGACGGACCAAUCCUCUUUGUAUAAUGGCUAUGUAACUCUUUCUGUUUUUUCGAAGAGGGAAUGAUCUUUUAGUGUCGGAGCUGUUGUGGAUGUCGUGAUGUUGUACCCGCCCUGUGACAAAGCGAGUGCCUGCGUGGCUUCAGAGUCUAUGUGUUUCUGCAUUCUCCCCAUCGGCUCAGCUUUGCCUUAACUACAGACUGAAAAACGCAAUAAAUCUCACUGAUAAUCCACCCAGCACACAGCCUGCAUUUUAAACAAAGCCAUUUGGGAUUAUACACAAAAAAAAACUGAUUAUAGUUUUAUUUAACUUUACGUUUACUCUCAAGAUGUGAGUUGUGUCUGAUAUUGUAUUUUAUCCUAUUAGCACAUGUUUUGUAUUCACACACUAUACUUUGACAUUGUUUUUUUGUUUUUGUAAAUAAAUGUUUAUGGGAA
Gadus macrocephalus (Pacific cod) is the source of this 1524-nucleotide messenger RNA. Its product is annotated as LHFPL tetraspan subfamily member 6 protein. Lineage: Eukaryota; Metazoa; Chordata; Actinopteri; Gadiformes; Gadidae. Gene Ontology annotation, cellular component: membrane. The record is from RefSeq and is a predicted model, not a curated record. The coding region runs from base 1 to 423 and encodes 140 amino acids. The transcript has 4 exons.